GGUGGAGCUUUCCGGAGGGGCACCGAGCCCCGGGCUGGCUGCGCGGCGGCCGCCCGCCGUACCAUGCCGCUGCCGCCGCCGCCGCCGCCGCGGCUCCUCCUCUCCGCCUCCCGCGCGGGAGCGCGCCCCGCUCCACUCCCCGGCUGCCUCCUGCAGCAGCGGCGGCGGCGGCGCUGAGGGAGUUGCGCGGGCUCUGCCCGAUGUGGCAAGAAGCGAUGAUGAUGAGGAGGAGACGCCGCUACCUGCUGGAGCGGGCAGAACAGGCGGGCGGCGGCGGCUGCGGGGCGAGCGGCGAGCAGUCCCGCUCCCGGGACUGGCUCUACGAGUCCUACUACUGCAUGAGCCAGCAGCACCCGCUCAUCGUCUUCCUCCUCCUCAUCGUGAUGGGCGCCUGCCUGGCCUUGCUCGCCGUCUUCUUCGCCUCCGGGCUGGAAAUUGAAGACCAUGUGGCAUUUUUAAUAACUGUUCCAACGGCCCUAGCAAUCUUUUUGGCCAUAUUUAUCCUUGUCUGCAUAGAACCUGUGUUUAAGAAGCUGCUUCGUGUAUUUUCUCUGGUGGUCUGGGUAUGUCUUGUUGCCAUGGGAUAUCUCUUUAUGUGUUUUGGAGGAAUCAUCUGCCCCUGGGACCAGGUAUCAUUUUUCUUGUUCAUUAUUUUUGUGGUGUAUACCAUGCUGCCCUUCAACAUGAGGGACGCUAUAGUUGCCAGCGUCUUGACCUCUGCAUCUCAUACGAUUGUGCUGAGCGUCUGUCUAUCAGGUACAGCUGUUGUAAAGGAACACUUGGUUUGGCAGAUACUGGCAAAUGUCAUCAUUUUUAUCUGCGGAAACUUGGCAGGAGCGUACCACAAACACCUCAUGGAACUUGCACUGCAGCAGACGUAUCAGGACACGUGCAACUGCAUCAAAUCCCGUAUCAAGUUAGAAUUUGAGAAGAGGCAACAGGAGCGUCUUCUACUUUCUUUACUGCCUGCUCACAUUGCCAUGGAAAUGAAAGCAGAGAUCAUUCAGAGGUUGCAAGGUCCCAAGGCAGGCCAGCUGGAAAACACCAACAACUUCCACAAUCUCUAUGUCAAAAGGCACACCAAUGUCAGCAUCUUGUACGCUGAUAUCGUGGGAUUCACUCGUCUGGCCAGUGACUGCUCACCAGGGGAACUGGUGCACAUGCUGAAUGAGCUGUUCGGCAAGUUUGAUCAGAUUGCAAAGGAAAACGAAUGUAUGAGAAUUAAAAUCCUAGGUGACUGCUAUUACUGUGUUUCUGGACUACCUAUUUCUCUUCAAAAUCAUGCCAAGAAUUGUGUGAAAAUGGGACUGGACAUGUGUGAAGCCAUUAAGAAAGUGAGAGAUGCAACUGGAGUUGAUAUCAACAUGCGCGUAGGAGUGCACUCUGGGAACGUGCUUUGUGGGGUUAUUGGGCUACAGAAGUGGCAGUACGAUGUGUGGUCGCAUGAUGUUACUCUGGCAAACCAUAUGGAAGCUGGAGGAGUCCCGGGCCGUGUUCACAUCACCUCAGUCACCUUGGCACAUUUGAAUGGAGCUUACAAAGUGGAAGAUGGGGAUGGAGAUGUGAGGGACCCAUAUCUGAAAGAGCAUAAUGUUAAGACUUACUUUGUAAUCAAUCCUAAGGGAGAGAAGCGAAGCCCUCAGCACCACAUUAGACCUCGACAUACUCUUGAUGGAGCCAAAAUGAGAGCUUCUGUCCGCAUGACCCGGUACCUGGAAUCUUGGGGAGCCGCCAAGCCAUUUGCACAUUUGCACCACAGGGACAGCAUGACCACUGAAAACGGCAAGAUUAGCACAACAGAUGUUCCCAUGGGGCAGUAUCAUUUUCAGCGUUGCAGAGAGAGAACAAAAUCACAGAAAAGGAGGUUUGAGGAGGAACUGAAUGAGAGGAUGAUCCAGGCCAUUGAUGGAAUCAAUGCUCAAAAGCAGUGGCUUAAAUCUGAAGACAUUCAAAGAAUAUCACUUCUUUUUUAUAAUAAGACUCUGGAAAAAGAAUAUCGAGCAACUACUCUGCCUGCGUUUAAGUAUUAUGUGACUUGUGCCUGUCUCAUAUUCUUCUGCAUUUUUGUUGUGCAGAUCCUGGUAUUGCCAAAAACGUCUAUUCUUGGAAUUUCAUUUGGGGCUGCGUUUCUCUUGCUUUCCUUCAUUUUGUUUAUCUGCUUUGCUGGACAGCUUUUGCAAUGUAGCAAGAAAGCAUCAGCUUCAUUGUUGUGGAUCCUGAAAUCAUCUGGAAUAAUUGCAAACCGUCCUUGGCCACGGAUCACUCUCACAUUGACAACCACUGCUAUAAUAUUAACUAUGGCUGUAUUCAACAUGUUUUUCCUGGAUAAUGCUGUGAAACCUUUUCCCUCAGUUCUUAAUUCAUCAAAUGCAAGUUUUCCUAAUUCAAGUAAUCAGACACGGUGGUGUAUACAAAACAACUGUUUUUUCCUACCGUAUUUUAUAUACAGCUGCAUAUUAGGGCUCAUUUCCUGCUCUGUUUUCCUGAGGAUAAAUUAUGAGUUGAAAAUGGUGAUAAUGUUGAUUGCAUUGGUGGGCUACAAUGUUAUUCUUCUGCACACUCAUGGGCCCAUACUGGAUGACUACAGCAAAUUUAUGUAUGCAAUGGCACCUCUUAGAAGGCCAGGAAUACUGAAAGACUUGAAGACAAUGGGCUCAAUUUCUUUGUUUAUAUUCUUCAUCACAUUACUGGUUUUGGGUAGACAGAAUGAAUAUUACUGUAGGUUAGACUUCCUGUGGAAGAACAAGUUCAAAAAAGAGCGGGAGGAGAUUGAAACCAUGGAGAACCUGAACCGAGUGCUUCUGGAGAAUGUGCUUCCAGCCCACGUAGCUGAACACUUCUUGGCGAGAAACCUGAAGAAUGAGGAUCUAUAUCAUCAGUCAUAUGACUGCGUCUGUGUCAUGUUUGCUUCCGUGCCGGAUUUCAAGGAAUUUUACACAGAAUCUGAUGUGAAUAAGGAAGGCUUGGAAUGUCUCAGGCUGCUAAAUGAGAUCAUUGCUGACUUCGAUGAUUUAUUGUCAAAGCCAAAGUUCAGUGGAGUUGAAAAGAUAAAGACCAUUGGAAGCACUUACAUGGCAGCAACAGGAUUGAGUGCUACACCCAACCAAGAACAGUGUCAGGAACCUGAACGACAGUAUAUGCACAUAGGAACCAUGGUGGAGUUCGCAUUUGCUUUGGUGGCAAAAUUGGAUGUCAUAAACAAGCAUUCAUUCAAUGACUUCAAGUUGCGAGUAGGUAUCAACCAUGGACCUGUAAUAGCUGGAGUAAUUGGAGCUCAAAAACCACAAUAUGAUAUCUGGGGCAAUACAGUAAAUGUGGCCAGCAGGAUGGACAGCACUGGUGUCUUAGAUAAAAUACAGGUUACAGAGGAGACGAACAAUGUCCUGCAAACACUGGGGUACAUGAGCACUUGCAGAGGAAUAAUAAAUGUAAAAGGAAAAGGAGAACUGAAGACAUACUUUGUACAUACUGAAAUGACAAGAUCCCUUUCACAAGGGAAUGUGGCAUCUUGAAGAUUGCUUGUACGUGUCAUCAAUACCAUAUUUUCAGGAAAGUAUCACGCACUUUUUAACUACAUUUUGGCCCUUAACAUGCGUGCUAUUUUCUGGUAUGUGGCACUUAUUUUAAUAUGGCUGCAGAAUAGUCCCAUGAGCCAUCAUUUUGCACCUUGAUAUUCCUGUGUUCAAGGACAGUUGCGAUGUACGCUAUAGGACUGGAAGAUUGUACUGCAACUUGCACAGUUAUUCAAAGACAAGAAAAGAAGGAAUAGGAAUUAAAGGAGAUAAUUCAUCCUGAAAGGACUAAAAAGAGAUGUUAGUGACAAAUGCGGGGGGAAAAGGCAAUAAAGCUAGGGGUGCCUACUAUUUUCUGAUGCAUGGUGUUUUCUGGAAAAUACAGUCACUCCCCAAUAGCAUCCACUAAUCUGGUAUUAAAGUAUACAGUAUUUGUAAAUAAGUUUACUCUGUCCACACAUGAUUUGGAUGUGAUCACCAGUUGCAUCUCAUAGCCAGGGACACGUUGGGUGGCUUGCUGGCAUUCUUUCUGAAGAGAGAACUAACAAUGCUGGAAUAGUUUUGUACAAACGUGUCAAAUGUUUUGAAGCUAUUGUCUUUUGUAAGGUUAAUUCAUUAAAAGUUUAUAUGUACUUUGUCUUACUGUUGCUGUCUCUUAGUUUUGCUUCCUUCCAUGGCUUCUGUCACUCUUAACCUGCGUGUCCUCUGCUCCUGCUGCUUUUUAUUCAGCAGUUAAAUGUUGGGACAGGCUGUGUCCAGCUAUCUCAACAGCCUCUGUCAAUAAUAUCUGCUAGACUUGCUGUUGCCUUUCAGAAAUUGCAUCACCUCUUUUGUCUUCAGUCUUGGGUGGCACCCUGGGCACUUGGCAGCCAUUUAGUCCCUAGGUGAUACAGAAGACUUACCUCAAAUCCAUAAACACAAGCAAAGCGGGAGAUACUGGAGACAGUAGUAGCGUUGCUACUUUGCAACUGGCCUGCAAUGCUUAAACAAUAACUAGGAGAAGCUGUAUAAGAGAAAAAAUGUUUUGUUUGUCUUGCACUUUAACAACUUCUUUUGCUCGUGCAAGCCCGUCACUUCACUUGUACAAUGCCGGAUUUCAUAGGGUGUUUAAAAUAAUUUAUCAGGACAUGAGUACGAGUGGAAGAUACAAUAAAUGCUAUUUUUUGAAUAUUCAAGAUUAAUGUUUAAAUCCCAGUGCAUUAAAGAGUAUCACACUUGCAGAGUUUCAUAAAUGAGCCAAGUGAAAGACUGAAAAAGCAGGUAAUUGUACUAUCUUUGCUCCUUUGAAGCAUAGAUAGUAAACAUUAAUUUUUGCUUUGCUAUAAUCAGGACUUGAAAUUAACAUAUUCUUUAGUCAUAACAGCAUAACAAGACCAAAAUUAAUAAAAUCCUCCUAUUUAAAAAAUAGCAUAUAAUUACAAGGGUUUUUUCUGACUGAUAUGGUAUGAACAUAGAAGUCAACUUAUGCACUGUUACUUCUGGCAUGCUAUUGAAAAGUAAAAAGUGUGCAGAUUUCUCAUUAAUGAAACAUAUAUUGGCAUUUGUAUUGCAUUGUUGUCCUUUCAGAAGGAGUUCUCAAAAUUGUGGGUCACAAAUAAAUGGCAUCAGGCCACAGUCUCACUGAGUGUGGCAUGUUUACUCACAGCAGCCAUCUGCUCGCUAGCAAAUUGGAAUGGCAGUAGAUUUCAAAUGCCUACAUUUGCAGUAAAAUACACAAUCUGAAUUUUGAUCCCUUGAAGUUAGUCUAAAAGCAAAAUGCAAGUUAUUUCAGUGAUGUCCAACAUAACACGCUUGAUGUUCCACCCAGGGCUGGGAACUUUUGAUCAGUAAAUCUCAAAAUAGGUGGUCAGUCUAAUAAAAUCUCUUUUAAAAUGUUUUGUUGCCUUUAUCAUUUAUUCCUUUUAAUUAAUAAGAUAAAUAUUUUCCAGUGGAACAAAAGGCUUUCCAAAUAGCUCACAUGGCAGCAGAAAUAAUAUCCCAGUCAUUGCCCAAAACAAGCUAUCACUCACCUAUGCUUAAGACUUCUCCUAAAUCUCGCCUCUCCACUUACUAUAAAUUUGUCCUAGGAACAAUUUAAAAAGAAUUUAAAAUCUCUGAGACUUUGAAUGUACUCUGGGCCCUUAAAAUCAUUCUGGUAUUGUCACAGGUGAAAGCAAUCAUUUCUUACUGUGGAUGAAAACUCUUUAUGUAAAGUUGAUUAUAUUGUACUGUUGUAUCUCUGUGCAGCUUCCAGGUAUAACAUGUACAUUCAAGAUUUUGCUUUUCAUUUGUAUUCUUGCACACUUUAUGCAUCGGUAGCAAACCUUGUACCUAACUUGAUAGCCUUGUUUCUAUUAUUUUUAUAGAGGUUAAACAAUAUUAUAUUUCUUUAAGCCAUGAAAUGUUACAACAUUUGAAUGGCCGUGAGUUGACUGGUCCAAUGGUAUAUAAAGAUAUAUAUGUGCCCUCCAACAGCAUGUUGAAAAUGCCCUUGUUUAGAGAACUCAUGUUUCCCUGGUGUUCUCUCAUUUUGCAGUUGCAUUCUGAUUCUUGCAGCCAAAUCCCACUAAAGAACAAGAAAGUGGGCAAAAGAUCUGCAUCUGCAGUGUGAUGCCCAGACAAAGAAAGGUGCACACCAUCCUCUCUCCAGCCUUCAGUUACUGACUAUUAUUAUUAUUAUCUUUCUAGUGCCGAGAAACCAUUUGUAUCCAAUAAAUACUUUUUGUCUUCCAAUGCAUUUUA
Molecule: messenger RNA, 6233 nt
Organism: Columba livia (rock pigeon)
Lineage: Eukaryota; Metazoa; Chordata; Aves; Columbiformes; Columbidae
Gene: ADCY2
Product: adenylate cyclase 2
Exons: 25
Coding region: 201-3512 (1103 amino acids)
Biological process (GO): intracellular signal transduction; adenylate cyclase-activating G protein-coupled receptor signaling pathway; adenylate cyclase-inhibiting G protein-coupled receptor signaling pathway
Cellular component (GO): plasma membrane
Molecular function (GO): adenylate cyclase activity
Source: RefSeq, a predicted model, not a curated record